CCAUCUCACCUCUGCUGGGAUUUUGCUUCAUCAUCAUCGCUCUGUGGGAAAUUAGUCUUAGACACACAGAUAUCCAGUAGGAGAGUUCUCAAUCAAAACCAGGGCUGUCUUUCUCUGAAGUCCUGAUGAUGACUAUGUGUGUCAGAGCGGCAGCUCUGUCUCUGGUGCUGCUGCAGCUGGCGCUCGCUGUCAUGGCUCAGGGUAUUGUCUACGACCUGUUGGUUUCCCCGGACUGCCUGCCAGACUUGCUUCAAGGAAGCCUGAAGAACAAAGGGCGAGAUGAAGCAUUCCUCCUCUUGUCCUUCAGGCUCCAGACUAAGGCCCCCACCUCUCUGUUCAGUGUUAUCAACCCCAAAGACAACACCAAGUACAUGGAGCUUGGUGUGCAAGCCAAACUGAGUAAAGUGACUCUUCGUUACCAGAAGACUGAUGGUAGGUUUGGCACCACCAGUUUCAACCAUGGAUCCCUGGCAGAUGGACGAGAGCACCAUGUCAUGCUUCAUGCUAGUGGUCUACAGCAUGGCCCUCCACGCCUCAACAUCUAUGUAGACUGCAGAUUGGCUCACACUGUGAGUGAUCUGCCGGCUGCGUUUGGAUCACUCCCACCUGGUCCCAACAAAGUGGCUCUAAGGACCCUGCAGUCAAGCGGACAGGAUGAACUGACAGACUUGAAGCUGGUUAUAGAGGACACCAUUGAUAAUGUAGCCACUCUGCAGGACUGCAGUGUUGAACCAACUGAAUCUCUGCAUGUGCUGGGUAUCCAGGGAGGUAGAGUGGUGCAAGAUCAGACCACUAUGCUGGAGCUGAAGACCAUGUUGACUGAGAUGAGAGGGCUGCUCCACCAGCAGAUUAAAGAGACAAAUUUUCUAAGGAAUACCAUUGCAGAGUGCCUGGCCUGUGGCCUUGGGGGCAGUCCUACCAACCCAGGUCCUGUUCCAGGUCCUGGGCCGUUUGUCCCACAACCUCAGCAUCUGAUUCAGUGCCCAUCUGGGACCUGUUUCAGACAGGACAUGUGUAUCCGCUCGGAUUUAGGUGGUUUCAAAUGUGCCCCGUGUCCUGACGGAUAUACAGGGGAUGGAGUUCACUGUGAUGACGUAGAUGAGUGCCAGUUUAACCCAUGUUUCCCUGGAGUCCAUUGCGUGAACACGGCUCCUGGUUUUCGUUGUGAGAAAUGCCCUCUGGGAUACACUGGACCAGAGAUAAAUGGGGUUGGAGUAUCAUAUGCCAAGUCACACAAACAGGUGUGUGAAGAUUUCGAUGAAUGCCUGGGCCCACCAGAUAAUGCAGGUUGCACUGCCAACUCACACUGCUACAACACUAUAGGUUCCUACCGCUGUGGUGAGUGUAAAGCUGGCUUCACAGGUGACCAGAUAAGAGGCUGCCAUGGCACCAGGCUUUGUCCCAAUGGUCAGCCCAACCCUUGUGAUAUCAAUGGCGAAUGCAUCAUUGAAAGAGAUGGCAGCAUAAGCUGUGUGUGCGGUGUUGGGUGGGCUGGGAAUGGCUUUGUGUGCGGGCAGGAUACAGAUAUUGAUGCAUAUCCUGACAAUAAACUGCAGUGCAGAGACAACACCUGUAAGAAGGACAACUGUGUGUUUGUGCCAAACUCUGGUCAAGAAGACGCAGACAGGGAUGGAGUUGGUGAUGCUUGUGAUGAUGAUGCAGACAGUGAUGGCAUUAUCAACAUAGAUGAUAACUGCUGGUUGGUUCCCAAUGUUGACCAGAGGAACAGCGAUAAGGAUCUCCAUGGCGACGCCUGUGACAACUGCAAGACAACUGAAAAUCCAUCACAGAGAGAUACAGACCAAGAUGGUCUGGGCGAUGAAUGUGACGAUGACAUGGAUGGGGAUGGCGUGAAAAACAUUCUGGACAACUGCCAGCGAGUCCCCAACCCAGACCAGACAGACAGAGACAAAGACGGGGUUGGGGACGCUUGUGACAGCUGUCCCAAUAUGUCCAACCCAAACCAGUCUGACUCAGAUGACGACCUUGUAGGAGACACCUGUGAUGACAACAUUGACAGUGAUGGUGAUGGCCACCAAAACACAAAAGACAACUGUCCCACUGUUAUCAACUCCUCUCAGCUGGACACAGACAAGGAUGGAAUGGGAGAUGAAUGUGAUGAUGAUGAUGAUAAUGAUGGCAUACUGGAUGAUGAUGACAACUGCAGACUGGUUCCCAACUCAGACCAAAAGGACUCGGAUAUGGACAAAGUUGGAGAUGCAUGUGAAGGAGAUUUUGACCAAGAUAAUGUGAUCGACAUGAUUGACCACUGCCCAGAGAAUGCUGAGGUCACGCUGACUGACUUCAGAGCCUAUCAGACCGUAGUGCUGGACCCAGAGGGAGACUCACAGAUCGACCCCAACUGGGUGGUGCUCAAUCAGGGCAUGGAGAUAGUCCAGACCAUGAACUCUGACCCUGGCCUUGCUGUAGGCUAUAAAGCAUUCAGUGGUGUUGACUUUGAGGGAACAUUCCAUGUAAACACAGUGACAGAUGAUGACUAUGCUGGCUUCAUUUUUGGCUACCAGGACUCCUCCUCAUUCUAUGUAGUGAUGUGGAAACAGACAGAACAAACCUACUGGCAGGCUGCACCCUUCAGAGCUGUUGCUGAGCCGGGAAUCCAACUCAAGGUGGUGAAAUCAAAGACAGGUCCCGGUGAGUAUAUGAGGAACUCACUGUGGCACACAGGAAACACAACAGAUCAGGUGCGUCUCCUGUGGAAAGACCCUAGAAAUGUUGGCUGGAAGGACAAAGUUUCCUACCGCUGGUUCCUCCAGCACAGACCACAGGCUGGAUACAUCAGGGCUCGCUUUUAUGAAGGUUCAAAACUAGUGGCGGACACGGGGGUGAUAAUAGACACCAGUAUGCGAGGUGGACGACUGGGUGUGUUCUGCUUCUCCCAGGAAAAUAUAAUUUGGUCCAAUUUGAAAUACCGCUGCAAUGAUACUAUUCCUGAUGAUUACCAGGAUCUGCCAGGGGCGCAGAGUUUAGCUGCAGAAGGGCAGUGAUCUCAAAAAUCAAGCAUCACUGAGGGAAAUGGCAAAAGUUGGAAAAAGACAGAUGAGAGUGAGAAGAAACACGAAGGGAGCUGUUUUGGUGAAUUAGAAAAGCAACACAUUGGGCAUUAUGUCCUUGAUUUUAGUGUAAAGCUAUGUGCUUUAAAACAUUGUAGUUUUUGCAUAUAUCUAUGCAGGAUUACCUUAAAAUUUACAGUACAGUUAAGGAUACAACUAAAUUUGUUUGUCUACCUACUUAUUAAGUACAAUAAAAUCAUCAGCAUUUUUCAAAAUUAAAACAUUUACUCUCC
Molecule: messenger RNA, 3304 nt
Organism: Melanotaenia boesemani (Boeseman's rainbowfish)
Lineage: Eukaryota; Metazoa; Chordata; Actinopteri; Atheriniformes; Melanotaeniidae
Gene: thbs4a
Product: thrombospondin 4a
Exons: 23
Coding region: 126-3005 (959 amino acids)
Biological process (GO): cell adhesion
Cellular component (GO): extracellular region
Molecular function (GO): calcium ion binding
Source: RefSeq, a predicted model, not a curated record